GGAGUAAAGUUAAGUGGAUUGUGAAGGAGAGUUAGAUCGGAUCUCUACUCAGGAAAGGGCUGGACAAACACGUGGUCAUUCUCACAUUUUUAUCUCUCAGUGGGUUAAGAGUAUCGCAUUGCAUAUUUCCUGAGGGAGAAGGACAUCUUGUUUCUGUAGCUCAGGACUGGAGUUUAACAUCGUUUUAAAAUGCAGAAAGGGACGUUUCCUCUCACCACAUCUUCGCGGGUUACUUAUAUGCGACUUACGUUACUCGGAGUUUUUUUCUUGUGCUUCUCACUACUCACAGGUGCAGAAGCUGAAUGUUCCUUUCAGCUCAACCCACAGAGAGUUGUUGUGAGAUACGGCGGUUCUGUUGAAGUUACCUGUAACACUUCAGUCUCGCAUAAAGGGAUGGGAUGGGAAGCCAGUGAGGGAAGAGUGUCCAAAACCAAUGAUAGUCUGAUCACAUGGAGAGUGUCAGAACUGAAAGAAUGGGACAUAAAGCCAUUAUGCUACAUAAAUCCAAACAAAGGUGCACAGUGUCUAGUAAAGCUCCCAGUCACCGUUUACAAGACUCCAGACAGUGUGUCCAUCAGCACUGUGAAUCACACAGGACCAAUGAAAGAGGGACAGCAGUAUGAGCUCCAGUGUGACGUUCAUGAUGUGGCUCCUGUUCAGAAUCUCACUGUCAAAUGGUACAAAGGACAGACUCUGCUGCAUCAAACCAACUUCAGUGACACUGAAAACAAGACUUUAGUGAAUAAAACUGUCACACUCCUGAUCCGUCCAGACAGAGCUGAUGAUGGAGCUCAAUACAGGUGUGAAGCAGAGCUGGAUCUGGGAGCAGAAGGACCUCAACCCCCCCCUAAAAUAAAUUCAUCAGAACCUCUUAAUGUUGAAGUAUACUAUAAACCACAACACUCCAGUUCAACAGAGACCAUCAUUAAAGAUGAUAAGGUCAUGCUAGAUUGUUCAGUGAAGGCAAACCCGGCUCCUGACUACACAUGGUCCUCAGAUCAUCUGAACUUGAACAUCAGCUCCUCAGUGAUCAAGUCCUCAGCACUCAGUCCAGGAAAAUACACGUGCAACGCCACAAACAUCCUGGGAAGUGACAGCAAAGUGUUCAUCCUUAAAUCUACAGAUAUCUCCAUCAGCUUUGUGAAUCACAGUGGAGCAGUGAUAGUGGGCAAGCAGUAUGAGCUCCAGUGCAUCAUUCAGAAUGUGGAUCCAUCUAAGAGUGUUGUUGUGAGAUGGUACAAACUGAGUCAAACCAACUCCACUGAUGCCAACAUGACUUUAGUCAGUAACUCAUCUAAACUCCAGAUCAGUCCAAGCAAAACUGAUGAUGGGGCUCAAUACUGGUGUGAAGUAGAAGGAACUCCACCAGUGUCAUCAGAACGUCUCAACAUUACUGUACAUUAUAUCUCCAUCAGAUUUGUGAAUCACAGUGGAGCAGUGAUAGUGGGCAAACAGUAUGAGCUCCAGUGCAUCAUUCAGAAUGUGGAUCCAUCUAAGAGUGUUGUUGUGAGAUGGUACAAACUGAGUCAAACCAACUCCACUGAUGCCAACACGACUUCAGUCAGUAACUCAUCUAAACUCCAGAUCAGUCCAAGCAAAACUGAUGAUGGAGCUCAAUACUGGUGUGAAGCAGGAACUCCACCAGUGUCAUCAGAACGUCUCAACAUUACUGUACAUUAUAAACCGAUCAUCAAUAAGAUCAAACUGCCCUCCACAGUGCCUGUAUUUCGAGGUUAUCCAGAGGUGCUUGUUUGUGAAGCCGAUGGAAACCCAAAACCAACAAUCAGCUGGAGCCUCGGCGCAUAUGACAAGAAGGACAGUGAAAAACUUAAUAUAACAGAGUCAACACCUGAGAAUGUGUCCUGCACUGCAAACAAUUCUGUUGGCAGUGACAUCGGACAUGUAAAAGUGAUAUUAAAAGAGGAUUAUCUGCCCUUGAUAGCAGGACUUAUUGCAGUCAUUGUGGCCUUCAUCUCAGUCAUCUUCAUCUUCAUCCUCUCGAUCUACUACAAAACAGCAAAGAUGGGCCAUUAUAGCCUGAAGAAUGCCAAGCCUAGUGCACAAAAUGGAAACAUCGCACAGAAUGGAAAACACAACACUAUUCCUAUGAAAAAACUCUCUCAGAGCAGUAUCCUUGCUUAAGUUAUGAUAUCCCUGGGUUUUGUGCAUCUACCGAGACCCAAUGUCCACAAAAUGAUUUUUCAAACUGGAAGUCUCUAGCAAUCUACUUUGUGGCUUUUUUGUCUCUUCAUGGCUUCAUUAUUUAUAUUUUAUGGAGCACCUGUUCAUUCACUCCUCUCCUAGAUCCAGUUUCUAUAAACUGUUAAUUACAUCACAAAAUAACCUUUUUAGUUUUCAACAAUCUAAUGGACCAGAAGAAAAUAUGUGACAAACAGAUGACAAAGAAAUGCUGAAUGUUUUUUAAAUGAAUGGACCUGAUAUCUGCAGUGGAUGUUUUCAGGAAUCUACCAUCUUGAUAUAAGUGAACGUUCAUUAGCUACAAAGUGACAUUGCUUGAUUGAGUAAUACUAGCUUUGUACUUCAUUGAAGGGAAGGCUCUUGUUAAAUUGUGUAACAAGACUGUUCUUCUGUCUCUGGCACAUUGGCCAGUUUGAAUAUUUUUGUUUUUUCAAAGCUAUACAGUAUGUAGAAAUGAGAAAUGAUGUUGUAUUAACAAAGUUCAGGAGGAGCAUGUUCAGAUAAUAAACCCGUUACAGUCAUGGCCAAAAAUAUCGGCACCCUUGGUAGAUUGUUAAUCCUUUUGAUCUUUUAUUUUUUUUAAAUCACAAAAAUUGAACCUUUCAUUAGAUAAUGAGAAUUUAAAAUGGCGGGAUGUAUCAUCAUGAAAUACAUGUUUUUCUCUAAUAAUCAUUGUCCCCAAUUAAAAGCACCCUUUUAUUCAAUACUUUUUGAAACCUCCAUUUGCCAGUCUAACGGCUCUAAAUUUUCUCCUAUAAUGCCUGAUGAGGUUAGAGAACACCUCACAAGAGAUCAGAGACCAUUCCUUCAUCAGAAUCUCUCCAAACCCUUCAGAUUCCCAGCUCCAUGUUGGUGCUUCUCCUCUUCAGUUCUCCACACUCCUUGUCUAUAGGGUUUAGUCCAGAGGACUAGAAUGGCUAUAGCAGAAGCUUGGUUUUGUGCUCAGUGACCCAUUUGUGUGUUGUUUUUGAGGUUUGUGUUCGGGUUAUUGUACAGCUGGGAGAUCUAAACAUGGCCCAUUAAAAGACUUCUAACAGUCAGUCACUUACUGAUUUUUUAUCUGUUGGUAUUUGAUAGAAUCCAUGAUGCCAUAUAUCUAAACAAGAUGUCCAGGACCUCCAGCAGAAAUAUAGGCCCACAACAUUAAAAAUGCAGCUGUAUACAGUAUUUCAUUGUACACAUGGGGUACUUUUUAUCCCUGUGUGCACCAAACCCAUUUUGAUUAUUUGCUGCCAAAAUGCGCAUUUUUUAGUUUCAUCUGACCAUAGAAGCCAGUCACAUUUAAAGUUCCAGUCAUGUUUGAUAUCUGAAUAUGCUGGAGGUUUUUUUUUUGGAUGGGCAAGGACAUUUUUCUUUAAACCUUUCGAAACAACAUGUGGCCAUUUUUUUUAAAGGUUUUCUGACCCCAAGACUCAACUAUUUCCUGCAAUUCUCCAGGUGUGAUCCUUGGAUAGUCUUUAGCCACUCAGACUCUCCUCCUCAGAGUGCAUUAGAACGAUAUAGACACUCGUCCUCUUCCAGGCAGAUUUGUAACAUUUUCUGUUGAUUGGAAAAUCUUAAUUAUUGCCCUGAUGGUGGAAAUGGGAGUUUUCACUGCUCAAGCUCUUUUCUUUAAGCCACUUUACUAAUUUGUGAAUCUCAAUUAUCUUUUGCUGUACAUCAGAAAUAAAUUAUUUUGUGUUUCUCAUUGUGAUGAAUGAUUAGGGGAAUUUAGGCUUUGUUUUCCCUCCUAUUUAUAUUUAUGUGAAGCAGGAAACCAUUGCUGGAUAAUUUCAUGUUCAUAAUCACCCUGGAUUGCUCAAAAUUGUGAACAUGAAUGGGAAUACACUUUAGAGAUAUUUUACCCAUAAGAAUUUCUAGGGGUGCCAAUAAUUGUGUCCAACAUGUAUUUGAGAAAAACAUUUAUUUCAUAAUGACAUUUCCCCCCAUUUUAAAUUAUUAUUAUCCAUUGAAAGGUUAGAUUUUUGUGAUUUUUUUUUUUUAAUUUUAAACGUUUUAAAAACAUUUGGCCAUGACUUUAAGCAUGAUAGUAAAUACAUAUAUAGCCAACUUGUGUUUCAUGACAGAUUUCAGGCCUCUGUCCUCCGCCCCAACACCUCUCUCUCUCCCAGUUUGGGAUAUGGGGAAGUUCUCUGGGAGCUCGGCUCCCUCCAUUCAAACAGCAUGUCAAAUAUACACACUAUUUGCUCAGUUUGAUUAUAUGUAAGCGUGACUUGAAAGAAACCAUGAUUGAGUGUGUUACUAUUCCUCUGGUAAUAUCCACACUUCAGAGGGAGAACAUUUAGCACACGGUGACUGUGAAGAAGUGAAGGCUUGUGUAUGAGGUUUCUAAUGCUGAACCUGUGCGGAAAUAUUUGGAUGAAUUUCUGAAAAUUCUCUCAGGCCUCAUAGUUAUUGUGCUCAACCUGUGCUCAACAUUAAAUAGGAGAGCCAGUUUUAUGGCUCAAGCUGUAUAAUGAUUUAAAAGCAUAAUUUAACCAAAAAUGACAGUUCUGUUUAUCAUUUACUCGCCCUCAUGUUCUUCUAAAGUCUUUUUAUAAAUUCAUCAUAAAGGUAACAAAAGUUUCACAAAACACUUAAAGUCACAUAAGUUUGGAAUGACAUGAGGAUGAAAAAAUGAUGACUGAAUUUGCAUCUUUUUAAUUUAGGCACUGAAUCUAUGUGUUUAAUUUCAAAUUUUUUAUUCAGCGUUUAAUUUUGAAUGUGAUCUCACCCAUAUUCUGGUGGGUUUUAAAUUUUGUGUGGAAUUUAUAUCAUCUGUCCCUUUAAGCACAUGAUAUUUGAAUUUGAUGAUUUGAAUUUGUAAAUGAAUUUGUUUUUUAAAAGAAAUGUAUAAUAAAAGAAAUAUGCUUUUCACAGAA
This is a messenger RNA of Carassius auratus (goldfish), 5060 nucleotides long. RefSeq names its product CD166 antigen homolog. The record is from RefSeq and is a predicted model, not a curated record. Gene Ontology annotation, biological process: cell-cell adhesion. The transcript has 8 exons. Lineage: Eukaryota; Metazoa; Chordata; Actinopteri; Cypriniformes; Cyprinidae. Gene Ontology annotation, molecular function: integrin binding. Gene Ontology annotation, cellular component: membrane. The coding region runs from base 190 to 2142 and encodes 650 amino acids.